Messenger RNA from Micropterus dolomieu (smallmouth bass), 8702 nucleotides. RefSeq names its product calpain 15 (gene capn15). Lineage: Eukaryota; Metazoa; Chordata; Actinopteri; Centrarchiformes; Centrarchidae. Bases 1964 to 5635 code for a protein of 1223 amino acids. The transcript is spliced from 12 exons. Gene Ontology annotation, cellular component: cytoplasm. Gene Ontology annotation, biological process: proteolysis. Gene Ontology annotation, molecular function: calcium-dependent cysteine-type endopeptidase activity. The record is from RefSeq and is a predicted model, not a curated record.
CGUCCACUGCACUCGGGCUAUCAGCGAGGGAGAAUUAAAGCCCGUGGAAAAAAAUCUAUAACGGGAGAAUAAGAACACGUAAUGGGACCCUAACAUGCCGCAAGUGGAACCAUUAAAAUACGGGCAUUCUGGGAUGGAGCAGGCGACAGCGGGACUGGAGCGAGGAUGUCUCAUAAGACAACAAGGCUCAGCAUCUACUGCCCAAACGCUGGAAAUAUGAGAUGAACGCAGGCUGGAAUGGACCGGGCGGAAGAUGGUCAAAUUCGCGAUUUCCUGGAUGAGACCUCCUCGGCAAUUUGAACGUCUCCUACCUAAGUCUGCAUGUCGCCUCCUGCACGGUACUCCUCCUGGCCUCUGUGCCGCUAUGUGGAAACGGACACACAGCACCUUAUUUAUACAAGUAACGCUUUGCAGUGCUGUUAAUCGGCUAAAUUGAAAGUCCAUAUUCGCCUGGCGUUAUCAGCGAUUAAUUAUCAUGCAACAUUCACGGAAUCUGGAAACUAGAUGUGAUAUCUGCGUUGGUCCCACAAUAAUCAGCCAAUACUGAAAUGGUAAUUAAAGCUAAAACAAACAACGGGAUAUCGACAUCCUUAGACUUUUCCCUCAGGGUUUUACAAGCUACCAAUGCAUGCAAAUGCGGUUUCUCCUCCUUGAUCACUUCCCUGGAAUGAUACUUGUUUCCAUCAGCUGCUUCGCCAGUAGAGACGUGCUAUGACAGGCCGGCAAGUCAAAGCAAAUACCAGCGCACGUUGAUGAACUAGACUGACCGGCCUCGGCGCCGGGAUCAGACAGAAAUUAAGCUGCCUCUCUCAGACAGCGGAAACUAGGAUCAUCUCCCUUCCUCGCCUUGGCAGAGCACCGCAGCCUGAAAGGAACAUUCCUCUCGGGAAUGUCGUGGCUAUUACAAGGAACUUGUAGCUGAGCUGUAAACAGGUUCAUGCCGUGGCAACUGUUGAAGUUUGAAGGUUAAAAACUCUGCCCUCUCUGUAUCAGGGAGGUUCUUCACGUUAAAACGCUGAUGUGCAUGUUAGUGGUUCUGUUUUCACGUGUUGAUCCAAAAUCCUGCAAAUACCAGAAGUGGUCUAAUCUGUGAGAAAGCCCCCCCCCCAUGGCUUUCAAACAUCUUGUGUUUUACUGCUAAACAGGAAAUGCAAUGCAUUGAUUUCCUCCAAUGCCCGCAUUGUAAAUAACUCUGUGGAUAUAUUUUGUAUGUCUUUUUAUUCUUGCUAGAUACACGCCAUUUUUGAUCACUAUCCGAUGACUUUCUGGACAAUGAUGUUAUUGCGGUGUCCUGGAUGUGUACCCCCCCCCACUUAUUUUCUCGGGGUGUCCCAUUUGGCUGCUGAGAUGCUGAAAGACAGUGAAUGCGUUUACUUCUGGACACACCUUUUCCUGCUUUUGCUGGUCGAAUGAUUUUGAGCAUGUGCAAAGGAAAGAGGAACCAGGCAUGAGACUGCACAGACUGGGGAGAUGUGUCAGAAGGAACGCGGGAGGAUUUAUGAGUGGCACUAUGGAAGACAUGGUGCAGAGUGUUACAAGCUUGAAGUCUACAAGAGGGAGAAUUAUGGGCCUUUGCUGUGAGAUAAUUGUAUUUUCUCCUCUUUGAGACCAACUUCUGGAUCGGAAUUGGCACUCCACUAAUCAAAUUACUAUUUGAAUUUAGAACUUCCUCCCCUUUUUUUUUCUCCACUCUAGUCUCCCAGUUCUUUGGCGGGAGGAAAUUCUUCCUGUUUGAAGCAGGAAGUUGUCAGCACGAAGUUUACAGCAUAUACAAACACAUGGUAAGGGUUGUUGUUGUGGUCUAAACAACCUCUUUAGUCUCUUCCCAAUCAGUGGAUCUCAGUAUGUCUCGCUGAAUACAACAGUAAGGUCCCUUGUCAACGUUUGUGCUCUUGGGAGAAACAAAACAAACAGAUCCUCCUUUCAGAGCACAUUCAGAGACUCAUUCCCUAUCGCUGUGGUGAUGGGGAGCUCAGCCUCGUCUCUCACUGCAGAGACCGAGUCAGACCAUGGCUUCCGCAGCACCCCAUACCCGUCGUCACCCCCGGUGGGCUGGCUCAGGAACAGCCACAGCAGCCCAGUGUGGGGCACCACCUUCAUCACGCGUCAGCAGCAACAGCCGCUGCCUCACAGAGAGCGCAGCCACUCUCACUCUCCUGGCUCCAUGGCAGCAGCAGUGCGAGGCAAUGAGUGGUCAUGUGGACGCUGCACCUUCCUAAAUGCCAGCGCGGCACCUCGCUGUUCCAUUUGUGAGGCACCACGCCAGAAACCCGACCUUAACCAGAUCCUGCGGCUGAGCAGCACUGAGGAGCAUCGCUGGGCCUGUCCACGCUGUACACUCAACAACCCCCAGGGAUCUGGAGCCUGCUCCGUCUGCGGCUUUGGACCGUCCCCUGCUACUCACACACCCCCUACAACUACCAUAGCCGCCACUGCCAACGGCCUCCCGUCCGCUCCGCCCGAAUCCCCGACACCUACUGUCACCCCUACAGUUCUUCUUGAGCCCCAUGGACCUCAUCCAGCUAAGGAGGAAGUGCUGCGACGAUCUGAGAGCAACGGAGAAGUGGUUAUCCUGGAGGGGCAGCACUCCGGCUGGGCUUGCCCUCGCUGCACACUUCAUAACACACCUGUGGCACUGUCAUGCUCAGCCUGUGGUGGGCCCAGGAAACUCUCAUUGCCUAAAAUUCCCCCUGAAGCAUUAGUGGUGCCUGAGGUGCGCACACCUGUGCUGGGGUUUCCUGUAAAUACAGCAGGGGCUGCACCUCUACUCAUAGACUUAACAGAUGACUCUCCCCCACCCCCUCCCUGUGAUCCUCAAGAACCUCCUCAUGCCUCUUCACAGACCCUUUCCACCCCUUUUACUUCUUUCUCUUCCUCCCUCCAAAACAACCCUGUUCCCCGCAGCAGGAGAGAGGUACCCCCUCCAGGGCGCCCACCAAACCCAGGCACCAACACCCCUAGCCCUACUUCCCCUUCAGCGGCCACUGUUCCACCCCAGCCAGGCCCACAGCGCCCAGCCAAGCCCAAACAUGCCCAACCCCAGGAACCUCCAUACCCCAGCAAGCGCCUCAGUAUCUUGGAGGAAGAAGACCCACAGCAGCAUCCACUGACCCCCCACCUCCCUGUUGCUUCCUCAGCCGCCCCCACCUGGAAGUGCCCUAGCUGCUCAUUGCCCAACCCAGGUGGCUUCUCUAAGUGCGAGGCCUGCCGAUCAACACGGGCAGGUGCUGACCUCAUUGACCUGGUAGGAUGCGAGACGGUACGAUUUACCCCGGCCAGCCCCUCCAGUCCGGACUUUAGCACCUGGGCCUGCUCCAAGUGCACGCUGCGCAACCCUACAGGUGCACCGAAGUGCUCAGCCUGUGGUUCUUCCAAGCUGCAUGGAUUUCAGGAGCAGCAGGCGCCCCUGCCCCGCUGCUGUACACACUGUGGCCUCCCAUUGGGACCUGGCACUGCAUCAUGCUCCUGCACACCUUCCUCUUCUUCAUCCUCCCAGGGUCAUAAAACACGGAAACAGGCCCGGGGCCUCCCUCCCUCCUCUUCAGCUAUUGCUUCUAGUUCCUCUUCCUCCUCCACCUCAUCUAGCCUUCAGGAGAAGGUAGGACAGUGGAGCUGCCCUGCAUGUACGCUGCUCAAUGACAUCAAAGCAAAGUACUGUGUGGCAUGCCACACAGCCCAGCAGUACCUCACCCUUCGCAAGGUGGUUAAGCCUCUUAAAAGGAGGGAGAGCAUGCAUGUAGAGGCCCGUCGACGAAAUGACGAGGGUGAGGCCAAGGAGCUUUGGGAGAACAUUGUCAGCUUCUGCAGAGAGAACUCUGUGAACUUUGUGGAUGACAGUUUCCCCCCGGGACCUCGCUCAGUGGGCUUCCCCGAGGGUGACAGCGUCCAGCAGCGAAUCAAAAAGUGGCUCCGUCCCCACGAGAUCAACUGCAGCAACUUCAAAGACCGAGGAGUCAAGUGGUCCGUCUUCCGCACACCACGGCCGUCUGACAUCCUGCAAGGCCUGCUCGGAAACUGCUGGUUCCUGAGCGCACUGGCGGUGCUCGCAGAGCGCCCGGAGCUGGUGGAGAGGGUGAUGAUCACCAGGACCAUCUGCACAGAGGGCGCCUACCAAGUUCGGUUAUGUAAAGACGGGACGUGGACGACGGUACUUGUGGACGACAUGCUGCCGUGCGAUGACUAUGGCUACCUCCUCUUUUCCCAGGCCCAGAGGAAGCAGCUAUGGGUGGCGCUGAUUGAGAAGGCCUUGGCUAAACUCCAUGGCUCCUACUUUGCCCUGCAGGCAGGGCGCGCCAUCGAGGGCCUGGCCACUCUGACGGGGGCUCCCUGUGACUCCCUGAUGCUCCAGGUCAGCUCCACCAACCCUCGGGAGGAACCCAUCGAUACAGACCUCAUCUGGGCCAAGAUGCUGAGCUCCAAGGAGGCAGGGUUUCUGAUGGGUGCAUCUUGUGGAGGAGGCAACAUGAAAGUAGAUGACGCUGUCUAUGAGUCUCUGGGUCUGCGGCCUCGACAUGCCUAUUCCGUCCUGGACGUACGAGAUGUCCAGGGUUACAGGUUGUUGCGGCUGCGUAACCCGUGGGGUCGCUUCUCGUGGAACGGCAGCUGGUCGGACGAGUGGACAGACUGGCCACAGCACCUGCGUCACGAGCUGAUGGCGCAUGGCAGCAGCGAGGGUGUCUUCUGGAUGGAGUACAGCGACUUUAUCAAGUACUUUGACUCAGUGGACAUCUGUAAGAUUCACUCAGACUGGCAGGAGGUGAGGCUACAGGGCUGCUUCCCCAGCAAGGCCAGCGGGCCGGUCACUGUCACAGCCCUCACUGUGCUGGAGAGGACGGCGUUGGAGUUUGCGCUCUUCCAGGAGGGAAGCAGGCGUUCGGACACAGCUGACAGCCACCUACUGGACCUAUGCAUCAUGGUGUUUCGUGCCUCCUUCGGCAACGGCAACAAGCUGACCCUGGGACGCUUGUUGGCUCACAGCAAGCGAGCGGUGAAAAAGUUUGUUGGCUGUGAUGUAAUGCUGGAGCCGGGGGAGUAUGCUGUUGUCUGCUGCGCCUUCAACCACUGGCAGAUGAAUGUCAGUGGGACUACGGGAGGUCCGCCCACGCCCGUCUCAAGCCCCACCAGCGGAGUGCCACGACGACCCAGCCAGGACUUCCCCGGUUACAUCCUCGCUAUCUACAGCUCUAGACAGGUGAUGGUGGAGCAGGUGGAGGCGACCGCCACCACACUGGCUGAUGCCAUCAUCCUCCUCACGGAAAACAAAGGCGAAAGACACGAGGGCCGCGAGGGCAUGACGUGCUACUACCUGACCCAUGGCUGGGCGGGACUCAUCGUUGUGGUGGAGAAUCGCCACCCCAAAUACUACCUCCACGUCUCCUGUGACUGCACUGACAGUUUCAAUGUGGUGUCCACGCGCGGCAGCCUCAAGACCAUCGACAGCGUACCUCCUUUGCACAGGCAGGUGCUGGUGGUGCUUUCACAGCUGGAAGGAAACGCCGGCUUCUCCAUCACCCACCGCCUGGCUCACCGCAAGGCAGCCCAGGCCUCGCUGGGAGACUGGACCCCCACUAAGGCCACCCACAGCCCCCAGCUCACUCCGGACAUUGAUGGCCUGCACCGGCCCAGGCCACUAUGACCACCGCCCACCAUCUCGCAUACGCACAGUCUAUAAUCCAAUAAACUGUCAGACCACUGGAAAUACAGGCAAGGGAGGGCGAGAGGUGUGUGCAGUCCUAAAACAUGGAGCAAGCUGUGUAUUUGUGCGUCUCUUUGGAUGAACACACACCUGAAUGUAAAGCAGAAAUGGCCAGCAUUUACGUGCUAUCCUCCUAACGCUCCACGCACACUCUCCCUUGCCAAGUGGAUGUGCCAAGUCAGGAUGAAAUGAGGGAAGCGGCCACAUGGAGUGACCGGGACUUACUCACAGAAUAAAUUUUCAGCCAGGCCCCAAACAAGAUCCAGUUCAGGCUACUUAGAAUUCUGGACAUUUUUGGUACAAGCGCUGUAAGUGGAACAGAUGCCACCCCUGAGUUUCAUAUGCUUGGAGACGACCCUGCUUUCAGUGAGAAGUCAGGGUGGAGUGCUGUAACUACUGAGCCAUUUUUCCGGCCCACAACCUAUGAGCCAAUCACCCGCAACGAUCAGACACUCACCCCUAUGUCGUCCACAAGGACAUCUGACAAAGCAGGAGACUUCAGGGGGAGUCUCGCCCAGCCCUCAGUACGGUACUUAAUGAGCCAAACCCAUCUUCUAGUUUUACUCAUAUUCAUACAUGUUUUUUUUGUUUUUAUUUGAGAAUAUACACAUCUGUCUUUUUUUUAUAUAUGAGACCCCUGUUGCCGUCUUGUCCAUAUUUGUGUUUUUGAGGUCGUAGAAAAAAAACAUCAUUCAUACAGCACUGUCUCUCCCCGCUCUCCAUCAUCACCGCUGUGCUGUCUAGCGUUCUCUGUAGCUCAGGACCAAACCCGUGAUUUGUACAGUAAGCUGGAGUCGAGCAAAACCUCAAGCUGAUUUUGUGGCAGGUGCAUGGUGGCCAGAUAGCUGGAAUAGCAUCUUUUUGUUGUUACAAGCCAAGCUGUGGUGUAGGGAGUAGUGUUGUAAUGGGGGGUUUUAGCCACUGAAAUACUGACACAUCAUAGAAUUCCCACCCUAGUGCUUCGAUAGAUGUAACAUAUAAUUUUGGCUUUUUUCCCUACAGAGAAACAACCACUGUACCUCCUUUUUUACCUUUCUCUUAUUUUAAUUCAUUUUUACUCAGCCUCAGUUUGUAGUGUGAAGGUGGGAGGCGAAUCAUUACCUGAGCGGCUUUGUACUUUUGUGUUUGUUUGUUUUUUUUGUUUGUUUUUUUUGGGGGGGGGGGGGGGGUACCGAAGGUCAGUGAGUCUAUUUCUCACACUUCAACAGUUUGCUAGUGUGUUGAUUUACACUUUAGUGUACUUAGGGAGUAGUAGAGGAGGUAGUGGCUGUUUGAACAGUCAGUUUGCCAUAGGGGAGCUCUGAAGAGGAGCUGCCAAGUUUACUUUGGGAGGGCAGGGACCAUUUUUUGUUUGCUUGGGUGCAGCGCGAGCAUCUCUGCCGUCCUCCCACAAGAAUACACCGACAGCACAUUAGCGACAGCACAGCGUCCUCGUGUUACCAUGUACCAUUUAGUCAGACUGCUUGCACGCAUAACAAGAGAGGCAAGGGACCUCUAAGACAUGUUUUUACACAAAAAAUAGUGUAGUUCCCUUUCAAUUUGGGUUGUGUUGUUUCAGAUGAUGGGCUGCCUACAGCUGUUUUACGGAUGUCCUCUUAGGGCGCCAACCACUUGUUCUUUCCAAUUUCUCCAGUAUCAAAGCCAUUACUCCUGUUUCACUAAGGAUCUUUCUGUCCUCACUAUGGCAACAUAGGUGUUUAAUCAGAGAGAGGGGAAAAGACUAAUGCGGUACUAUAGUAACAGGAUGGAGUGGGAGACUUCAAGUCAAAGUUGGUGUCUUACUAUUAUGUUGUGAAAUGGGGGUAAACUUGAAAGCUAAUAAGUAAAAUCUCUGGAGCAGUCCUACAAUGAAUGACUGUUUGGUAGAAAAGAAUGCAUUUUUUUUAUGGCAAGAUAAUUUUUGAGUUGAAACAUUGAAGUUCCCACAUGAGAUUCGUGAUUCAGUUCUGGACUUAAGCUCAGUGACAUUGAGUAAAAAAACUUUUUUUGCGUUGAUGCUAGAUGGCAGCACUGUGUCCCCAUGCUCGCAGUCUUAUUUCCUCUGCACAGCCACAUCUGCCAGCGCUGGCAGACUAUACUUCACGACGUCUUCAGGACAGUUUGUAAGAAAACUACUACAGCAGCGUAAGGUUUCUUUGAUGAAACCCCGAAGCUGAAGUAACUGUAAAUAUGUUUUCCAAAGAAACAUAAUGUGUAAUGACCACUUUCAGAUGUCUGUCUGCCCUGUGUGAGUGUGUUCGCAGCCAAGUAGCUGUGAAUUCGGUGUCUAAUUUAUUUUAUAAGUGAUUUGCAGGCCUGUUGCCUAAUGAAUAUUGUUGAAUACUGAAAUGAUGAAUGGCAGAUAAAGGAAUGUGAUAACUUAUGGCUUUAGUUUGAGCCCAGAGGGAUUAGCUUGAUGUGAAAUGAACCUGCACUGAAACACCUGCAAUGACGAGGCACCUCGAAAUUCAGUGUCACUGCUGGAUCACUUUACAUUUACAUGAGAUAGAUAUUUGUUUUAUACUAUGUUUGUUUGUUUUUUUUGGUCAUAAUUGUCAUUUUGGCUCGUGCUGGUGUCCUAUGAACCUACUCCUCUUCUGUGAAGUUGUGGUGGUGACUCUUUUAUGCGUCAUGGGUGCCCUCUGCUGCUGAAGCGGCUGCCACCUGAGAAAAGCUGGUCAUUAACAGACCAGCUAACACAACGCCUUUUCUCUCCUUUGUCUGGUUCUCUCCUUGUAAAUUGUAUAGACUGCAAACAUAAGCCACACAAAAGAUAAAAACAGUAAGAAAAAAAAUUAACUGACCCUUUUUAAACUUGUAAAAAAGUAAAACAAUAAAAGUGAAAGUAUGACGGUAGAAACAAAAAAAUUAAACCUAAUGCUGAAAAAAAAUGGAACUCUGAUGAAUGUGAUAUAUAUUUUAUUGAUCUUUUCUGGCGGGGAAUAUAAAUAUAUGUGUACAAACAUUAUGUACGUUUAAUUUUCAAUCUCAGGUUCCGAUGGACCAAAUAAAGUUUUUUAAAUUAAAA